Molecule: messenger RNA, 3710 nt
Organism: Styela clava
Lineage: Eukaryota; Metazoa; Chordata; Ascidiacea; Stolidobranchia; Styelidae
Product: major facilitator superfamily domain-containing protein 9-like
Biological process (GO): transmembrane transport
Molecular function (GO): transmembrane transporter activity
Source: RefSeq, a predicted model, not a curated record
CUUAAACAUUGUGUAAGGUCUGAAGGUGAUCAAUAGCUCUAUGUCAGCUAUGUGUGUCUGUAUGUGUAUUUACUGUUUCAGGAAGUUAAUUCGCAGAACAAUACUGCAAUAGGUACCUAAAUAAGAUCGAUUCAAACUUCCACAAAGCAUCACAAUAUUGAUGGCAAAAUGGGGAAAACAGACAUUGCUGCAUUAAAUGACUUAUUCAACUCUGUAAGUAUCUCCGUGUGAGGAGUACACACACACGCUGACAUGAGCGAUAUCCCCGUCGUGAACAAAGCGCACGCUCACUUACAGACUUAUGAGCAAUUUAAAUGAAUAUGUGUGAGUGUGGGUAAAGGGCACAAACGCUUGCAGCGUUUGCUAUAAACCUUUCUCGAGGUUUCGCCAAUUUCCCGAUCUUUUCGUCGCCCUUGUCUGUGCUUUUAUUUUGUGUUCUGUGUUGUCACGUUGUAGACGAAAGAUCAAAAUAAAAUUGUAUUGUAUAAUCUUUAAUCUUGCACGGUACCGGUACCGUGAUCUAACAAAAGUGAAGAUCUGACAUCGGAUAUAUUAUCAGCAUAUAUAUAUAUAUAACCGUAACACUAUCAACACAAUGAGGCAGUGAAUUUCACAUGGCCUCCAUAUAAUUUCACUCCUAUAAAACGAUGGUUCUGCAGUUAGAAAACUAUUCACAAAAAGAAUUAAAUAAUCCCAAGCGAAACUACGGCCCUAAGCAUUUGGUUCGAAAAUUCAGUCAAAUCGCGUGCAUUUUUUUAUUGAUGCCUUGCGCCAACUUGCGUAGAUAUGAACAUUUUCGUUUUUUGAAACAUCCAUAUGGCGCUCUAAUGCGUUAUGCUGGAAAGUAGGUAACUGUCGUAUUCUCUUCCUUGGCAAUUUAAAGAUUAGUUUCGGCAUGCUUCCUGAUGUUUUCAUGUUAGAUUAUUGCACUGUCGAGAUAAGAGAUUAUUUAAGACCAAAACAUACCAUAAUAUUACUGUAUUAUGACGAAGAAAAAUAGAAACCUACAGGCUCGGCAUUUCCUUCUAUAUUUGAUUGGGUUUUUAGACAUGCUUGCCAUAAGUCUAGUCGUUCCAGCCUUUCCUGUUCAUAUAAAAUCGUUUGGAGCUUCUUCGACCCUGACAGGGGCCAUAACAUCUAUUUACGGAGCACUACAACUGUUUUCAAGUCCUUUGGUUGGAAAAUGGAGCGAUUCCAGAGGACGUUUAAAUGCCAUUUCAGCUUGCCUAAUAAUUUCUUCUACUGGAUAUCUCUUUUCUGGAUUUUUUGUUUCAUCAUUGGUCAGCUUGGCAUUGCUAAGGAUAAUUCCUGGUAUUUUUAAGCACACACAAGAUUUAUGCAGAUGUUGCUUAAUUGAAGAGUCCGGUCAUAACAAAAAUCAGGCAAUAGGAAGUUUUAAUGCAAUUGCAAGCAUUGGAUUUAUUAUUGGACCCACUGUUCACGGACAUUUGGUUGCGAAUUUUGGCCAUACCUAUGGACUCUACAUUAGUUAUAUGAUUUGUGCUUCUCUUUUUUUAUUAAAUUUUUUAGUUGUGUCAAUUUUAAGAUUUUAUCCUAAUCAUGAGUUAUAUAAACCCAUGCCAACACAAAAAUCACACAAAAAUGGAUUUAAUCACGAAAACGGUGUUACCGAAAACACAGCAAAUGUAGAAAAUAUAACUGAUGACCUCAAACGCUUCCAGAGAGGGGUUUUUGCUUCUCGUUUUUUGCUUGCCUUGCCAGUUUUGAUGUUUCGUUCAACGUUUGUUUUAUGGUUAACCCAUUAUCACCCUGAUUUAGCCUCAACUACAGUUGGAUAUAUUGUCUCGUAUAAUGGGUUUCUUGGGUUAUUUUUUGGGUUUUUAGUUGGCACUGUGUCGAAUUUAGCAUAUUACAAAGGCCAUGAAGAGAAAUUGCAAAUGCAUGCAAGUUGUUUAGUUUUGCUAUCUUUUAUUCUAUUUUUAAUUUCUUCGAAAAUAUCUGUGAUUCUAGUAGCCAUGACAACCCUUACUAUGGGUACCUCAGUACUUCGAGUUUGUGGUGUGGUUUUGACUGUGAAAUAUUCAGAAAGUUGUGAUAUUGGACACAUACAAGGCCUUGGAUCAUCAGUGUUAUCUGUGGCCAGGUUUGGAGCGCCUCUGGCUAAUGGCAUUCUACAAGAAUUAUCUUUCUCAGCUCCAAAUGCUUUUUCUAUAUUUCUUGGUUCAUUGUCUAUUGCAGUUUUUUACUAUGAUUCUUACUUAUAUAGAGAAAGAAAGUUGAAAAUGUGAUUUUUUUUUUCGAAUUUGAAAGAUUAGAAUUAUGAUGUAAUUAAUUUAAUAAAACAUUAUUUAAUCUAUGCAUUAUUGCUGUAAAUAUUGCCAAAUAUUCACUUUUCAAUAGCCAUGUCCAUGUCAAAGUUUUUGAAUUCUAGAAUGUGAUUUUUCGAUUUCUAAAAAUCCACAAGGAUCUAUUUUGUAGCACUGUGAAACAGAAAAUUUUUGAACAAAAUUAUUAAGAUCAUCUGAAUUCUUGAAAAGUAUAUUUUGAGUUUUUAAGUUUGGUUUGAACUCGCAAAUUUGAUCAGAGUAUGGGUCUCAAACAGAGAGUAUUGAUAGAAGAAUUACUAGUAACUAACCUUGUGAGUUGUGACAGAGGUGUCAAUAGAGAUACUGACUGACAUAAUAAUCAAUUCAAGUGAACUCUGUCAGGAAAAUUGCCAGUUCGAAAAGAUUUGCAUAAAUGUUGGUGAAUGUUAUUGGGUGAAAAAAUAUUAGUAAUUACCAGUGAAUUGGUAAAUUUCACAAAAAUUAUCACAAUUAUUUUGAAUGAGUUCGAAAUUCAUUACCGAAUAAAAUAUUAUUAUACUCUUAUUACACAUAUUAUUCUCUUUCAUCCUAUGUUCAUUCAAAGUCUGUACUAAUAUUCAUAUCACUGUUUAGUGUUUACUAAUGUAUUUAUAUUAGAAGGUAAAAUUUGCCUGAAUUUUAGUAAAGGUUUAUUUUUGACUGGAAAACAUAUAGCCAUAUACUGUUGUUGUUUUAUAACGAUUAUUUCAUUUAAUGCAGUUUGGUUUCGUUUCAUUUUAAUUUUACCGGAACUCAUUUUUGUGAUAUGAAAGCUUAGAUAUUUAUGUCAGCAUGGAUUUUUAUUUCUCUUGUUUUGGGAUUGUAAAUUGGAUUAGAUCACGUAUUGUGUUCAAUAUCGUUUUAUUGUAGAAUCAUGUAUACACAAGAUUUUUACAUUUUAUAGGCUUGUGAAGGGAAAAGAUUAGAAAGUCGUUACUCAUUUAUAUAUAUUUAUGUGCUUUUAUCAAUGAGACAGAUGCAUAUGCAGAUAGGCGUUUUACAUCUUUGUUACAAACAUGGAUAUGGAAAAUCAGCCUCUAAUAUCUCAGAUAGUCAUCAUUGGGCCUCUGAGCGUGUUGGUGAGGUAGUUGGCAUGACACUUGAACUUCUUGAAUUUGAACUAUUUGUAAAAUUAAUAAAUCAUUUCAUCAACUAAUCUAAGAUGAUCCCCAUUCAGGUGUCAUCAACAAGAUCUCCCAUUGUCUUUUACAUUUUCAGUUCAUUUCUAACCCUGCCUAUUAUUAUACAAAAUUCUUGGAUGACUGAACAUUUGGAUCCACUGUGAGGAUUUAUUAAGAGCUGUACUUUUUUGUCGCUUGAUGUAUUUUUCUAGGUUUUAUUCGGUUUUGAUGUUUCUGUAUAUGUGUGUUUGUUAUUCAGGUUUUCUUGAUAUUUUUUUCAGAA